This is a messenger RNA of Clunio marinus, 4655 nucleotides long. The record is from the annotation of a GenBank genome assembly. NCBI's taxonomy places the organism in Eukaryota, Metazoa, Arthropoda, Insecta, Diptera, Chironomidae.
UUCUUAAGGUCAAUUAGAAUAAUCAUAUUGAAAGGAAUCGCAUCAUAUUACGGAAGAGAAGUUUAACAAAAUAUAUUUGAAAUUAAAGGAAUUUCACGACUUCAGAUUUCAAGGCCAUUUGAACGAAAAUUGGAACUAGAAAUAUUGUCAAUUUAAAUCAAAAUGAUGGCUCAUCAAAGAAAGCAACUUGACACUUCUUUCAUUCCUGAUUUGUCCACACAAUCCGAUUCUCUAAAUGAAUAUAGAAAGCAAGCCAAAUUUGAUUGGAAAUUGUUGAAAGUCUACUUCGAAGGUGUUGAUGGCUUGAAAGCCAAAUACACAAUUUGGAAUCGUUUAGAGAAGGAACCACUUUUCCAAAGAUCUUCUGUGACACCGUUAGUCGAUGAACAAAAAAGAAUUGCAGCAAUGAGAAUGAAGCGUGUUGCUGAAAUUGGUUUCUUACCCGAUGAAAUUAAGAAUUCUCCAUAUGAAAAGAGGUUGAAAUAUAUGAUGAGUCAAAACGAAGCAUUUCAUGCGUAUUGCCCCAGCUUGUCAGUGAAAAUGGCACUUGGUAUUGGACUUUUCUGUAAUGCUCUGAUUGCUUUAGGAAGCGAACGUCAUCGUCAGGUUUACAAUGUUGCUAUGAAUGGAGAAAUUGUUACUGCUAUCGCGAUUACAGAAGUAAGCCAUGGAAGUAACACAAAGAGAGUUCGAACUUCUGUGAUUUAUGACAAACAUUCCAAAGAAUUUAUUAUUAACACUCCUGACUUUGAAGCUGCGAAAUGUUGGAUUGGAAAUUUAAGCAAGACAGCUUCAGUGGUUUUGCUUUUUGCAAAUCUUGUGACGUCUGAUGGUGAAAAUCAAGGUCUCCAUGGUUUUCUGGUUCCAAUUCGAGAUCCGAAAACCUUGAAACCUUUCGACAAUCUCAUAAUAGGAGAUAUCGGUGAGAAAAUCGGAUUGAAUGGGAUCGACAAUGGCUUCAUCAUAUUUCGCAAUUAUCGAAUACCGAAAGAAAAUCUUUUGAAUCGAACUGGGGAUGUUAAUGAAGAUGGAAUAUAUGAAAGCGUUUUUAGUGAACCAAGCAAAAUUCUUGGAGCAGCUUUAGAGUCAUUAUCCGCAGGUCGAAUUGGCAUUAUGCAUGAAUCAACAAAUACAAUCUCUCAUGCUGUUGUCAUCGCUGUUCGCUACGCUGCAGUAAGAAAGCAAUUUGGUCCAAGCAGAAAUGGCAAAGAGACAUCAAUCAUUGAAUAUCCAUUACACCAAUGGCGAUUAUUUCCUUAUCUCGCUGCUGCAUGUGUUCUCAAAGUCACCAUUCAUGAGCUUUCUGAUGUUUACUUGCGAACGGUUGAAAAAUCUCAAGCAGAAUCAAAUGGAUUUGAAUUACUUACACAAAUUGUUUCAGAACUUCAUGCUUUGAUUUGUGCUUCAAAAGCAAUGUUCACAUGGGUAGCUCGUGAUGCUAUUCAAGAAGCGCGAGAAUGUUGCGGUGGUCAUGGAUACUUGAAAUCUUCAAAUAUCGGAGAGUUAAGAAAUAAUCAUGACGCAACAUUGACCUAUGAAGGUGACAACAACGUUUUGGGGCAACAAGCAUCAAAUUGGCUUUUGAAACAAUGGAAUGGAAUUGUCGAAUCACCCGUUGGAACAUUGAAUUUUCUUAAUCAAAAACAUAUAAUUAUGGAAACUUUCAAUUUUCAAAAAUUCAUGGAAGACCGAUUGGAAACUUUUGACUUCAUUUUGAGAUGCUAUGAGUGGCUUUUGUGUUAUUUAUUAAAGAUUACAACGGAACAAAUAAAUGAAUUAAAAAUAGCGGGAGCGAACAAUUUCACAGCUAAAAACAGCUCACAAGUAUACAAAGCUCGAAACUUGACACUUGCAUUUGCUGAAUAUUAUGCUUUGGUGUCAUUUAAAAAGAAAUUUGAAUCGUCUCAAACAUCGGAAGAUCUGAAAUCAAUUUUACUUAUGUUGUUUUCAAUUUACGGAUUUUGGAAUCUCGAUAAACAUCUUGUAACAUUCUAUAUCGGAGGUUUUGCUAAAGGAUCAGAAUUUUCCGAUUAUGUUAGAACAAAUUUGAUAAAAACUUGUGAAGAAAUGAGAACCUCGAGUGUUGCAGUAGCAGAUGCACUAAGCCCACCUGAUUUCAUUCUGAAUUCAACUAUUGGAAAAUCUGAUGGAAACAGAGAUCGUGAAACAUCAUCAAAACGUAAAAGUCGUUCACGAUCUCGUUCAAGAAGUAAUGAAAAUCGAGAUAGGAAAAAAUCAAAGAAACAGCAUCGCGAUAAAGAUAAAGAGAGAAGACAGCUAAGAAGUCGAAGAAGUCCAGAUGUAGAAAAAGCGUAUCAUAGCGACAGUUCAGAUGUUGUUGAAGUUCCAAUCGCUCCAGAACCUCCGGUUAUAUCUAAACCAAAUAAAGCUUCACGUUCACCAUCUCCAGUUCCGGCGGAAGGUGCAGGCGAUGUCCUUUCAAUAGAUGAGACGAAUAAACUGCGUGCUAAACUCGGUCUGAAGCCGCUUGAAGUUGGACCAACGGUUACUGCACCUGCAAGUAGCAGAAAUGAUGACAUCGAAGAGAAAGAUGAAGCUACAGCUGAUCUUAAGAAAGUCAAAGAUGACUGGGGUGAAUUUUAUCAUAAACCUGCAGGUCAAUUCAACGAAAAAUCUGAAGUUGAGCAGUUACGUGAAAAAAUUCAAGCGAAGCGAGAAAAAAGAAAAAUUGAACAAAAGUUAGCUCAAUUUAAAACGCUUGGUUUCAACUCUGAUUCUGAUGAUGAAGCUUCUAAAUGGGUUGAAAAGAAUCGAAAGAUUGCAGAAGAGAAAAAGAAAGCUGCACAACGUGCAAAAAUGCAGGAAGAAAUGGAUCAGCAAAUGGAGGAAAAUCCAGUAGAAUUGCGUCGUCGUGAGGCUAAGAAACGAAGUUAUAAGGAACGUGACUUAAAAGGAUUGAAAGUUGGUCAUGACAUUGAGAGUUUCACAGAGGAUCGACAAGUUAUUCUCACGUUAAAGGAUCAGGAAGUGCUUGGUGAAGAAGACGAUACUUUAAUAAACGUUAACAUGGUUGACGAUGAACGAUACAAGAAGAAUGUCGAGGUGAGAAAGCAAAAUCCACUUCAUUACGGAUACGAUGUUUAUGAAGAUCAAUACGAUGAAUUUGGCAAUUACAUCAAUCGAAGUGUUCUUGGUAAAUAUGAUGAUGAAAUUGAAGGAAAUAAAAGCACAACAUUCACACUUGGCGAAAGCAGAGAAUUGAUUCAAGAGCAACAAAGGAAAGCACUCGAAAUUAAAGCAAAACUGCAAAAUAAAAAGUUGGAAAGUCUCAAUCUUGAGCCUUUGAAACUUGCAAGCGAUCAUUACUCAUCGGAAGAGCUCACAAAGUUCAAGAAGCCCAAAAAGAAAGUUAAGAAAAUUCGUCAAAAAUUGAAAGCUGAUGAUUUACUUGAAAUCGUUGGUGAUGCUACUGAAAAGCAGAAAGAUUUAGGAAGUCGCAGAAAUAGAGAAAGAGAAAAUGUUGCAACCGAUGAUACUCCAGCAAUUCCUGAAGAUGCCUCAGGAUUAAAAGUUGAAAUCGAAGAUGACGAAUUGGAACAUGUUUUGAACAAAGCCAGACGAUUGAAGCAGAAAGAAAAUAUAAUUAAAAAACAAGACAUUCUUAAUGAAGCAAUUAAGAUCGAAGUAAAAGCAGAACCAGAAGGAAAAGAAGAAGGAGAAGACGAAGAAAUUGGGGCUUAUCGUGAAAGAGAGAAUGGUUUCAUUACACUCAAUCAAACUGCUGAGUUUUGUAGAACUUUAGGAGAUAUUCCAACUUAUGGCAUGGCAGGAAAUCGCGAUGAUAAUGUUGACAUUAUGGAUGUUGAUGAAAACUCUGGUAACGAAGAUGAUGAAGAACGUCGACGUGGUAAAUGGAAUACUGUGAAUCCCAAUGAUGACCCUAAACUUAUGGAAGGCAUACAAGCAACCGAUCCCGAAGACACAGCAAUUCUAGAUGAAGAACCUGACGUUGCAAGCGGAGUUGCUGCUGCUUUACAACUCGCAAUGUCAAAAGGAUAUAUCGAAAAAGAAGAAAGUAAUCGUCCUAGUAAUACACGAUUUGCUCACUUACAAGCGCAGCAUUAUUCAAUCGAUGACAAAGCGCAUGGCGAAGAUGACAAAUAUGCAAGACGAGGUGGAGCAAGUGAAAGAUUUAAUGGACCAACAACAGAUUUCCGAGAAAAAUCUGGUUACAAGCCAAACGUUAAGUUAGAGUACAUUGAUGAUAACAAUCAAAAGUUGACACCGAAAGAAGCUUUCAGAUAUUUAUCACAUAAAUUUCAUGGCAAAGGUCCUGGCAAGAAUAAGAUCGAAAAAAGACUGAAGAAAUUGGAGCAGGAAGGGUUAAUGAAGAAGAUGUCUUCGUCAGAUACUCCACUCAAUACUUUGAACAUGUUACAACAGAAACAGAAAGAAACCCAGAGCGCUUACGUUGUUUUAAGUGGCAAUAAAUCUGCUCAAAUUGGCAAGAACAAGAGAUAAGCUAUCGAAUAGAUUUAAUUUAACUGUGCAUUAAAUAUUUAAGAAAUAGAUAAACACUUAAAAGCAAAUUCUUAUUGAAAUCUUUAAAAUUAAAAAAUAACCGUCAUGGCAAUUUUAAACAUUAGUAUGGGGCAUACAAGAAAAAUCUAAGUAGACAGUUGUAGACUCUUCAU